AUGUCUGGAAACGUCCAAAAGGAUUCUGGUAGUAUUCUCUGUGACAUGUGUACAGAGGAGGACAGGAAACCAGCACGGAAGACCUGCAUGAAAUGUGAGAUCUCCAUGUGCGUCCAGCACCUGCAGGCCCACCUGACCACCCCUGUGUUGCUGCAGACUCACCCUCUGACUGAGCCCAUGGCUAUAGAUGGGAACACAAAAUGUCCCCAGCAUGGUAAACUCCUGGAGUACUACUGCUUGGAUGACAUGACCUGCGUGUGUGUUUCCUGUGCCAUUGAAGACCAGCACCGCAUACACAACAUGAAGACCUUCUUCACCGCCCACAGAGAGCUCAUGGAGAAACUCAAAGCUGAGCAGCAGGUCUUACAGGAGAAAACCGAUGACCAGAACCUGAGUCUGGAAAAGUGGGAGCAGAGUGAAAGAGAGAAGCUGGGUCGCAGUGGUGUGCGUCUUAUUGAGGCUGUGACUAACCUGCGGGACGUUUCUCUGACCAGCGUCCAAAGUUCAGUCUCUGCUCGUAUGGUGGCCAUCAGAACCAGCAAGAGCAGCAUAGAAGCAGCCCAGAAGGAGAAGGACACCUUCAGAUUUCUGCAGAUGUACUCUCAGGUGAACCAGGAUGUGGAGAAAGCCAAAGCUGUGGAUCUGAGGAAAGGGUUGGAGCCGGGAAGUCACCGUGACAAGCUAGUUCAGGAGAUAAGACAGAAGGGUGAUAAGAUAACAAAGCACACGUCUGACUUGAUAGGAUCGUUGUUGAUUCUGGUUGACCCUGAACACCACCAGGAGCUCAAGGCUACUAGUUCAGACCUGAUGUUUGAACCACAGAGUUUAAGUUCCUCCAUGUCACUUUCCGAAGACAAAAGGAAGGUUUUCUACAAUAGCUGGCUGGGUCAAUGCUCUGCCACGCUUCUGAUCUGUAGUUCUCUCUCCACUCCCAACUACCAGAGAUGGGUCAUCAAUCUCACCAACAAGUCUGACUGGAUGAUCGGUCUGUGCGAUAAGCAAUCUUCAAAUAACCCAAAGAAUGGACCUGUCUUUGGACUGUCCUGUGAAGAUAACAAACUCAGCUCUGUUACAACAGAGUAUGACCAUGGUCCUGAUCCAUCAUCCAGUUCAGGAGGCUUCAGGAAACAGAAUUCAGGCAUGAACACGUCACAGGAAAAAUUCACGGUUCUCUCUAAAUCCCUCACAGAUCUGGAUGAGGAACCACAACCUGAAACAGUAGAAGUGUUUUGGAAUUUUGUGUCCUCCAACUUGUCCUUUUUCAGCCGAACUGGACGAUACCAGAGGGAAGAAAUCAUCACAAUUGAGGCAGGUGUCAACAACUGGGACCUUGUCCCCUUUGUGCAGCUGUGGAAGGAAAACAUCCAAAAAUGA
Nematolebias whitei (Rio pearlfish) is the source of this 1374-nucleotide messenger RNA. RefSeq names its product tripartite motif-containing protein 16. Bases 1 to 1374 code for a protein of 457 amino acids. The record is from RefSeq and is a predicted model, not a curated record. Lineage: Eukaryota; Metazoa; Chordata; Actinopteri; Cyprinodontiformes; Rivulidae. The transcript is spliced from 2 exons. Gene Ontology annotation, molecular function: zinc ion binding.